Messenger RNA from Paramacrobiotus metropolitanus, 2681 nucleotides. RefSeq lists its product as uncharacterized. Gene Ontology annotation, molecular function: protein binding; ubiquitin-protein transferase activity. Gene Ontology annotation, biological process: protein ubiquitination. The record is from RefSeq and is a predicted model, not a curated record. The transcript is spliced from 7 exons. Bases 127 to 2280 code for a protein of 717 amino acids. Gene Ontology annotation, cellular component: cytoplasm. Lineage: Eukaryota; Metazoa; Tardigrada; Eutardigrada; Parachela; Macrobiotidae.
UAUAAAUACGCGCUGGACCAUGAGCCACAGCCGUUAGUAUCAAGAAUUUAAACAAUCAACAGCCUAACAGUUUACAGGCAACCAAACACAGUCGAAACAGGAUCUCUGCCUCUUUUCCAUCCUGUCAUGGGGUCUUCGUUUAGCACAGAAGCAGGAACUCUGCACACAGCCGUGUCUGAAGGGAACAUACCGCAAGUGCGUCACUUCUGUUCAAAAGCCAGCAGCAGUGCGGUCAAUCGUAAAUUCAACGGAGAAACACCCCUAACACUGUCGCUGCGGGACACGGCUGAUAUAGGCAUUCUUCAUGAACUGCUGCAGUGUCCACGCCUGGAUGUCAACAAAGCGGCUACACCCAAGCGAAAUACUCCGCUGAUGACUGCCGUGCUUCUGGCAAGCCAUCCCGGCGCAAACGCCAGCAAGCUGCAGAAAGCGGAACUUAUAGCGGCACAUCCCCGAUGCCGCUUGGGUCUGCGGAACGCCGAUAACUGGACAGCACUGGAAAUAGCGGUACGCACCGAAAACUCCGCCAUCAUUGGGUGCCUGCUACGCAGCGAUCGGAUUAAACAGUAUCCAGUGGAGGAUGUCGCCAAAGUAUGCGCAUUGGCCGUAAAGAGCGAAAAUGCGGAUUUGGUGGGAGCAAUUGUAGACAGUGUUCCCGAAGAGGUCCAGAAGGUACUUCUCGCGGCUGCAAAAGAGGUCCUCAAUAACAACAUGAAACCGAGCGACCCAAGCGAACCAGUACAGCCACUGGAAGAGGUACCUGCACUGCAUUCCGCCAUUUUGAGAGAAGACAUUGCCGGCGUUCAAGCCAUCCUUCAACAAGCAUCAGCCUAUGUUAACCAUAAAGUAGCCGGCUUGACGCCCUUGAUGCUGGCCGCAUGUGGACGCAGUCCACCCAUUGUUCAGCUUCUCGUGGACACUCCGUCCAUCGACAUCAACAUGACAUCUACCGGUUUCAAAAAGAUGCCAGCGCUAAUGAUGUGUGCUUUUGCGGGUGGCAGUGCAGACGAAGAAGAUCGUGUGACGAUGAUUAGCGCCAUUCUGGCUCAUCCACAGUGUGAUCCGACGCUGAAGGAUGAAGACGGAGUCAACGCUCUCGGGAUGGCGGCUAUGUUUGGGAAUGAGAAAGUGGCCGACUGUUUAACAGCGGACCGACGCAUUGACCAGUAUGCGCUGGAUGAUGUUUGGCAGUGCGUAAGGUUUGCGAUUAGCGGGGAUCAUGACGACUUGGCGAUUAGUCUGUGUAAUGCCGUGCGGAAUAAUCGCACAGCAGUGCUGGCUUCUCGGUUGGACCGCUUGAAAAAUGGUAAUGCAACUGAAGCACUGAAGACGGCCAUGCUGCUGAAAUCUCACCUGGUCAACUGGAAACUGUUGAAUCGCACCAUCAAUUUAUCGCUUCGCCUGGGCCGACCGGUUGUCGGCAGCCAUGUCGGAAUCAAGCACGACGAGGCACUGGUGCGCAUGAAGCAGGCAGAGCACAAGCUGAAUUUUAUAGCGGAACUGUGUGGCCAUUUUGGGGUUGUCGAGAUGAUUACGUCCAACGGUGACGUGGAAGUGAAACUCUAUGGGCCCCCAAUACCGGCGCUGCGGAUUGUGCUGUGUCAUCCGGAAGCCCUAACAGUUCUUUCGCGAGAUGGAUACGUCGGUCGAGACGCCGAAGGCCAAGUGAUUAAGGAUAAAGAUAUUGUGCGCGUAGAAGCGAAUCUCGACAUCGUCCGUGAGCUGCAAAAGAAUCAUGGCGGUCUAGAUGAUGAACAUUUGGCUGCGCUGGGAAAAUUGGGGGAAAUUCUAUUUUUUGAUCAAGAUGGUGGUGCCGUAGUCAGUGUCGGCAAGGAUGUCAACUGUUUCAAUAUGAAAGCAUUGCGAAGGAUCGACAAAGUGCUGUGCGGCGACGGUUCCUCCAUCCAGAGUGGCGAUAAUGUGCGCGUAAUCCUUACUGAAGACGCAUUUCAGUCGGUGCAAACCGAAGAAUUCGGAGGCUGGUCACCGCAACUGACUGACCUGAUCGGGGCCACGCUGUCGCUGAACAGGCUGCACACAUCUCCAUCGGACAAUCCCCAGAUUGUGUUGGAAGUGGAGUACAAUGGAGAUCGAAUUUUUCUUAACCCCGGAGCAGUCGGUUCGUGUGACUCUGCCCAUUUGGUUUUGCCCAGCAAUAACACAGUGACACCGGCAACAACCGUGCAAAGUGCGGACCGGCGUGCGAGUCCGCAGCGCCUUUCCCCUUCAGGACUGGACGCACUACAACGGAAUGCACUGGAACUGGCCCUUCUCCAGUAACUAGAUCUGAGCGACUGAGCGACUUAACUACGAGAACAAGCAUAUAUGGACUCCACGUCCAGGCUACGAGUUCUUUGGAUUUAUUUUGCUACGUGUUCUUUGGCCUUAGUUUGAGAAUUCAGGCUUCGUUAUCGGGUAUCAAGAUCCGGUGUUUUCCUGUUCGGAUGAGUGCAUGCUGUGCAUCCAUAACUGCUUUGGUGACCUCGUAUUCUUUUCCAACCUGCAGAGCUAGAAGCUUCCUGAAAAUUCGAAGUGGUAUUGUAAAAUUAAUAAGGAAUUCAAAUUGUGAGGCUCUAGCAUCAUCCUUUUGAUAUGUAUAGUUACUGUUUGCAAUUAACUUGUCGUUGUAAGACAUAUCGGCCAAAUGUGACACUAAGACAUCAUAAUCCCAUUUGAAAUAA